This is a messenger RNA of Amphibalanus amphitrite, 1579 nucleotides long. RefSeq lists its product as uncharacterized. Lineage: Eukaryota; Metazoa; Arthropoda; Thecostraca; Balanomorpha; Balanidae. The coding region runs from base 30 to 1049 and encodes 339 amino acids. The transcript is spliced from 6 exons. The record is from RefSeq and is a predicted model, not a curated record.
UUUCCGUGUCGGUCCGCCACGUGCCAACAAUGGAGAGUCGACACGCAAACCAGACGGCAGCUUCCGCCGACGCGCCCCCUACACCUCUGCCGCAUCUCAUUGUGUACCCCACGGUGCGACCGGAGACGGUGAUCGUGCCAAUUGUGUCCAGUAUCGUCCUCUUCCCCGCUGCAGUGCUGCUAACGAUCUGCUGCCUGAGGCGGCGGGCAGAGCGGGCGCGACGGCGAAUCAAACGACGAAGAUACAUCUCGUUCAGGGAUCGCGGGGACAUUCCAGGCCGUCAGAUCCCGAUAAUACGGAUACACGGCCAAGGAAGAGAUUUCCCAGGGGGCAAACGCUCCCGGCGGGAUGACAAGUGCACGAGACUGCGGGAGCUGCACUACUCGACGGCGUCGGUUUUCCAGGCUGUACUGGGCAUCGACCUCGACCUGGACGACCGGUCAGACCGAGAGAGCGAGGCCAUGGGCUACACGAGUCUGCGUCCGGUCUCUCCUGGCGGCAGUAGCAUCAGCAGUCUGCGGGUGUUUCGCCGCUCCAGCGGUCCGCAAAUAAUUCAGAUGGAGAUGUCGCCGCGUGUGCCCCGCUCUGUGCGCACGUGCCGCACCCUCGCUCCGACUCCGCCCACUGGCGACACCUACCGGCGACCGGGGAGCAGCGGUGCUGCCACCUUUCGGCGACCUAGGGAACCCAUCGGCUCCACACUCCAACCCUCCAGCGGGAGAGCGCCGGCCAGAGCUGGAAUUCUCCGGGUGGGAGACCAGAAUGGCGCCACGCCGCCUCGGCCGAAGGAGACCGGCAGUGUCGCGCUCCUGCCGCUUCCGGAACAGAACGCCAGUGGGGCCACCUUGCGGUGUCCGGAGCGGAACACUAGUGACCUCUGUGGACGGCCUGCGGAGGCUGAGGUAGUGGAAACGUCCGUCACCACGACGCACUGUUCGGGGGUCAAUGGCGGGCGGGCGGGCGGUAUCGACACUGCUGGCGCUGCGGUGACAGUCAGUCCAACCGUCAUCGCCGCGGGCUAUCUGGGUGACCUGGGCACGGCCUGCUGAGGCAGAUUCAAGGUCAGGUCACAGAGAGCCACAUUGUUAACAUGUUAUGUACAAAGACUACUGUCCGAAUAUGUGUUCCAUUGCGAAUCUGAAUCAAAUAAGCAGUGUCAUGCUUUAUGAAAAGCUUAUAGUGAUGGGCACACAUAGUUAUAGGACGUUUUGCCAUGUUGAUAAAUUAUGUGGUUUGAAGGUUGGAAUGUCACAGCGAGCUUCGUUAAAGUGCUAGUAGUAAAACUGCUGUUUAAUUCAUAAUAUACCUAAAUCGCCCGGCUUACCGCUUUAUUAGCUAUCACAAAUGCUAUUUGAAAUGAAAAUAAAGCGAAACGUUGGCCUUUUGAUAUGGUUGAAUUAAUAACGGUCCAACGGAGCUCGUUGCUUUCAACGAUCCGCCAAUGUUUCCUCGGAAAGUGUGAUAUGGUACAUGGGAGCAGCUGUGGAGGCUUCUACAUUUAUGGUUUGUCGAUGUUAAGUAAGUGCUGAACUCAUCUCGUCAACUAAUAAAUACAACAUUCAUUUCUGAACUAUUUUGA